Saccharomycopsis crataegensis is the source of this 1098-nucleotide messenger RNA. RefSeq names its product SPFH domain-containing protein. The transcript has a single exon. Gene Ontology annotation, biological process: mitochondrion organization. The record is from RefSeq and is a predicted model, not a curated record. Gene Ontology annotation, cellular component: membrane; mitochondrion. NCBI's taxonomy places the organism in Eukaryota, Fungi, Ascomycota, Saccharomycetes, Ascoideales, Saccharomycopsidaceae. Bases 1 to 1098 code for a protein of 365 amino acids.
AUGCUUUCCAGAUCUACUGCCCAAAUUAUUAGAACCUCUGGGUUGGCCAUGGCUAGACCAUUGGCAAUGGCUGCGGCCUCGAAAUCUGUUUCCUUUAACCAGUCCUCAACUUCCCGACCAUUUCUGACAGCUACUCCCAUGGCUCAAUCUCAAGGUAAUUUGACUUAUUUCCAAGAUAAGAGCUCAUUGCCUGCCAAUACCAUUAUUCGGUUCGUUCCUCAACAAAACGCAUGGAUCGUUGAAAGAAUGGGGAAGUUCCAUCGUAUCUUGGAGCCGGGGAUGGCGAUUCUUAUCCCAUUCCUUGAUCGUAUCAAGUACGUGCAAUCUCUUAAAGAAUCUGCUCUCGCCAUUCCUUCACAAUCAGCCAUCACCAGCGAUAAUGUUACUUUGGAAAUGGAUGGGGUAUUAUAUAUUAAAGUCAUUGAUGCUUAUAAGGCAUCUUACGGGGUCGAAGACGCGCAAUACGCAAUUUCGCAAUUGGCACAAACCACCAUGAGAUCGGAAAUUGGUCAAUUGACUCUCGAUCAUGUCCUUCGUGAACGUCAAAACUUGAACCACAACAUCACCGAGGCCAUCAACGAAGCUGCCGAAUCUUGGGGUAUCCAAUGUUUGAGAUACGAAAUUCGUGAUAUCCAUCCGCCAUCUAACGUGUUGGAAGCCAUGCAUCGUCAAGUUAGUGCUGAACGGUCUAAAAGAGCAGAGAUCUUGGAAUCAGAAGGUCAAAGACAGUCGGAUAUCAAUAUUGCCGAAGGUCAAAAACAAUCCACGGUUUUGGCAUCCGAAGCCCACAAAGCCCAGCUUAUGAAUGAAGCCCAAGGUGAAGCUGAAGCCAUUUUGGCCAAAGCCACCGCUGAAGCAGAAAGUAUCAAGCGUAUUGCCCAGGCCAUUAAGGAAACCCCUGGUGGUCAAGAUGCAGUGGCGUUGCAAGUUGCCCAAAAGUACAUUGAAGCAUUUGGCAAGUUGGCCAAAGAAUCCAAUACUGUGGUUAUUCCAAGUGAGAUGGGACAAGUGGGAUCCUGGAUCAGUGGAGGUUUGGGAAUCUUUGAUCAUUUGAAGAAGACUAUUGGAAACGAUUCAAAGCCUGAAGUGAAGAACUGA